AUGGGAAACAGCGAUUCGGAGAAGGGCCCAACGAAAGGCAAGGGGGUCGAAGUGAAAUUCGAAGGAGAUGAACAGGUUUACCACAACCCCAAAUCGCAAGUGCUACUUCAACAACCAUUGAUAGAUCGACUUUUUGAGGUUUCCGAUGACCACCCAAGUGCUUCUCGUCAAGCUAUGCUGGAUUCAUCCAUCCAACAGAAGUUGAAAGCCGAUCGUGAACGUUUGAAACAGUUGGGAAGCGAAGUCGAUUCGAAAGUUCGCGAAGCGUUCCGAAAACAAAGCUCCUCUCAACAAGCUAAGGACGACGACAAAUCAAAUUCCAGCGCCCAAUUGAUGGAGGAGAUUUCGAGUAUCAAGGAGAGAGUUCAACAACGUCGCAAUGAUAAUACAUCAGAAUUGCUUCCCCAAAUAAACCAUGCCAGGAGUGCUAUCGUAGCUUGUUUAAAACAAUACCAAGAUCAGCCCUUGAAGUGUACUGAACAAGUUGAUAACUUCAAGAAAGUUGUCAGGAAUCUUGAAUCGAAAUUUGUAACUUCUAUGCAAUAA
This is a messenger RNA of Puccinia triticina, 546 nucleotides long. RefSeq lists its product as uncharacterized. The transcript is spliced from 4 exons. Lineage: Eukaryota; Fungi; Basidiomycota; Pucciniomycetes; Pucciniales; Pucciniaceae. The record is from RefSeq and is a predicted model, not a curated record. The coding region runs from base 1 to 546 and encodes 181 amino acids.